AUGCUGAGGAGAGAAAUGCUUGGUUGUUGCAAGGUUUACAUAUCAGAAUCCCGGAACAAGACGGCCCUUGAAGCCAUUGAGAGAGCCGCUAAGCCUUUUUUUCCACCGGCUGCCAUCGUCAACAAGUUUGAGGACGCUGCUUACGGCAGGGUUGGUUACACUCUUGUCUCCUCGCUAGCUCCCGAAGAGGGCUCCCUCAAAAAUGUCGUCUUUGCAAUGGUCAAGACUGCUCUCGACACUAUCAACCUCGAGCUGCAUUCUGGAUCCCAUCCCCGCCUUGGAGUGGUUGACCACAUAUGCUUUCACCCCUUGUCUCAAACCUCCAUUCACCAAGUCUCUGCCCUUGCCAAUUCCUUAGCUAUGGAUAUUGGCUCCAUUCUCCAAGUUCCUACAUAUCUAUACGGAGCAGCAGCACAGGCACAAGAGGAGCAGUGCACGCUGGAUUCGAUAAGAAGGAAGCUGGGAUACUUCAAGGCGAACAGGGAGGGACAUGAAUGGGGAGGUGGUUUGGAGCUGGAGCUGGUCCCUGUGAAGCCAUUCGCAGGGCCACAAGAGGUGAGCAAAGCCAAAGGGGUUGUAGCUGUUGGGGCGUGCGGGUGGGUCAGUAACUAUAACGUGCCGGUCACGUCAACCGAUCUCAAGGCAGUGAAGAGAAUGGCGAGGAAGGCUAGCGAGAGAGGAGGGGGCUUGCCUUCAGUGCAGACGAUGGCGCUGUUGCACGGGGAAGGAGUCAUAGAGGUCGCCUGUAACUUGUUGAAUCCAAGCCAUGUGGGAGGAGACGAAGUUCAGAGACUGGUCGAGAAGCUUGGCAGAGAAGAAGGUCUGCUUGUUGGCAAAGGGUAUUACACCGAUUACACUGCCGACCAGAUCGCUCAAAGAUAUAACAACUUGCUCACCAAUUCAUCAUCAUGA
Messenger RNA from Microthlaspi erraticum, 912 nucleotides. The record is from the annotation of a GenBank genome assembly. NCBI's taxonomy places the organism in Eukaryota, Viridiplantae, Streptophyta, Magnoliopsida, Brassicales, Brassicaceae.